CUUUCCCAGCAGCCUCAUUCCCCGGUGCCCCGAACGGGGCCUUUUCUACUUCAGGCAUCCUCCGUGAAGCUUCCGAGCCGAGAGGACUCGUCCUGCUCCCGCCUUCCCAGCGCUCUUCCGAGGAGGGGGUCGGACGGCAGGAUCGCCAGGAUGACUGAGGCUGAAGUGAACCCCAAAGCUUACCCACUGGCAGAUGCCCAGCUCACCAAAAAGCUUCUGGACCUGGUACAGCAGUCCUGUAAUUACAAGCAGCUCCGGAAGGGCGCCAAUGAAGCCACCAAGACACUCAACAGAGGCAUCUCCGAGUUCAUCGUGAUGGCCGCCGAUGCCGAGCCCUUGGAGAUCAUCCUUCAUCUCCCGCUGUUGUGUGAAGACAAGAACGUCCCCUACGUGUUCGUGCGCUCCAAGCAGGCACUGGGGCGGGCUUGUGGCGUGUCCAGGCCGGUCAUCGCCUGCUCCGUCACCAUCAAAGAAGGUUCCCAGCUGAAGCCUCAGAUUCAGUCCGUCCAGCAGUCGAUCGAGAGACUCUUAGUCUAAGCCGACACCUGUGGCUCAGGUGUGUUUGUAGCGCUCCCCCGGGGAUCUGACUGGGAGGGCCAUUUAUGUGCAUCGUGGUGAAAGGAUGGGGGGGAGGGGGGCAGAGACUGUGCUCAGGUGACUUUCAAUGUUAAAAAAAUUUUUAUUGCUGUUAUAA
Molecule: messenger RNA, 694 nt
Organism: Antechinus flavipes (yellow-footed antechinus)
Lineage: Eukaryota; Metazoa; Chordata; Mammalia; Dasyuromorphia; Dasyuridae
Gene: SNU13
Product: small nuclear ribonucleoprotein 13
Exons: 3
Coding region: 151-537 (128 amino acids)
Biological process (GO): maturation of SSU-rRNA; mRNA splicing, via spliceosome; ribosome biogenesis
Cellular component (GO): box C/D methylation guide snoRNP complex; nucleolus; U4/U6 x U5 tri-snRNP complex
Molecular function (GO): RNA binding
Source: RefSeq, a predicted model, not a curated record